UACGUUUAUGACUGCCAUUAGUUCCAUUGUGUAUGGGCUAGUAAGUUACAAGGACUAGUAAAGGUGUAAACAUAGUAAUUAAAUAGGUAGCACAGCAAAUAAAUUUUCACAAAAUUUAUUAAAAUGCCAACUUGUGAAAUCCUAACAUGCAGUCAAAUUUUAUCCUUAAUGGUUAUAACAAGUUUCAUGAUUCAUCACAUGUUAAGAGUAAACAUCUCAAUAGCUAUAGUUGAAAUGGUGGUCAAGACUAAUGCAACCAAUUCAAGUGAAGAAAAUUUUGGACCAAGAUAUGAAUGGAAUGAACGUGAAAAAAACGAUUUGUUUGCAUGGUUCUUUUGGGGUUAUUUAAUUACUCAAAUCCCCGGUGGACGCUUUUCGGAAAUAGUUGGUUCAAGAAUUGUUUUAGGUGUGGGAAUUUUAUUAGCGAGUGUUGCAACUCUUCUUCUUCCUUUGUUUUGCAACAUCAAUUACUACCUAGUAGUGGUGGCAAGAUUCUGCAUUGGUUUGGGAUUAGGAGUACACUGGCCUGCUGUGCCACCCAUUGCAGUCAGAUGGUCGGAUUCUUCAACAGGAAGAACCAUGUUCAUGACACACUUAUUUGCGAGCUCUUUAGGGGCGGCGAUAAUAUUGCCCGUUUCUGGUUAUCUAAUAGCUUAUGUGGGGUGGCCGAGUGUGUUUUAUGUCACGGGCGCAAUAGGUGUUUUUUGGUCAAUAUUAUGGUUCUAUUUAAUAUAUGACUCACCAGAACAACAUCCUAGAAUAAGCAUAAAAGAAAAAGAAAUUUUAGGAAAAAAAAUUCAUAAUGAAAUAACUCCACAAGUACAUAUUCCGUGGAUAAAAAUUUUAACUUCUUUACCAGUGUGGGCAAUUGUAAUAGCUAACGCUUCCAUUUGUUUUGGUUUUUACAUUAUAUUUAACCAUUUACCGACAUACAUGAGUUCAGUCCACAAUGUUAAAAUUGAGAAAAACGGAUGGCUUUCCAGCUUACCACAUUUAGGAAGAUACAUUACAACUAUUAUAGUUUCAUACAUGGGAGCAAGAAUGUUACAAAACAACAAAUUCUCAACAAUUACAAUUAGAAAAUUUCUCAGCGUGGUGUGUUGCUGGAGUGCUGUUUUAUUAUUUGGAAUACAAGCUCUUUUUGGCUGUUAUUAUUAUGUGACAAACUUUGUUUCUAUUACGUUCUUUAUUUUCUUGAGUUUGUCUAUUCCUGGAAUGAUUGUUAAUAUCUUAGAUAUUUCUCCUGCAUUUUCUGGUACUAUUAUAGGGUUUAACCAAGUUAUUGUUUGCAUAUCAGGCAUUCUUUCUGCGAAUGUUGUUGCUGUUUUUACAGCUAAGAAACAAUCAUUCGAACAAUGGAGAUAUAUUUUUCUAGUUGUAGCUAUAGUUAAUUUUUUGGGUGGUUUAUUUUUUUUAAUUUUUGCGUCUGCUGAUGUACAAAGUUGGAACCCAAAACAAAAUGUAUCUCAAAAGGAAAAUACGCUAUUGAAUGAAAACAACCCCGAAGAGUAGUAAAAUAUGUUGUGUUUAUAAUUAUAUAAUUAUUUGUUAAAUAAACAAGAUUGUGUAAUCU
Molecule: messenger RNA, 1573 nt
Organism: Tribolium madens (black flour beetle)
Lineage: Eukaryota; Metazoa; Arthropoda; Insecta; Coleoptera; Tenebrionidae
Gene: Gr82
Product: sialin-like
Exons: 3
Coding region: 124-1512 (462 amino acids)
Biological process (GO): transmembrane transport; monoatomic anion transport
Cellular component (GO): plasma membrane
Molecular function (GO): transmembrane transporter activity
Source: RefSeq, a predicted model, not a curated record